Menidia menidia (Atlantic silverside) is the source of this 1355-nucleotide messenger RNA. NCBI's taxonomy places the organism in Eukaryota, Metazoa, Chordata, Actinopteri, Atheriniformes, Atherinopsidae. The record is from the annotation of a GenBank genome assembly.
UUUAGUUUCCGCUAGCCAAUGCCAACGGUGCUGUCUGUAGAACUUCCUGGUUUGUUUUGUUUUCCUGCGUUGAAUAUGGCUGCAGAAGGAGAUUUUCUGGCAAGAUAUCGAGCCGUGUCCAAUAAACUUAAAAAACGCUUUCUCCGGAAGCCCAAUGUGGCAGAGGCGAGUGAGCAGUUUGGUCAGUUGGCAAAGGAGCUGAAGCAGCAGGACUGCCUUCAGUAUGCUGCCUUCUGUAACCUGGCCAUGGCUCGGUGUGAGCAGACUCUCUUCAACGCUCCCGGAGAAGCCCUGGCUCUAACCGACGCUGCUCGCCUCUUUCUCACGUCCGAGAAGGAGAACAGAGCCCUGCAGGCGCCGGGCUUCGACGAGCACCUGCAGGCCGCGCUCAACUGCUACAGCUUCGCCAUCAAGGUGUACAUUGAGAUGAACCAGCCCGUGAUGGCAGCCAGCCUGUGUUUGGAACUUGGCAACGCACUCAAGGAGAUGAACAGACCGGGAGAAGCCAUCGUCCACUUCCAGAGGGCCGCAGAGCUGCAGACACAGACGUCAACAGAGGCCUUACUGUCCAUGGGGGAAAUGGCCACCUGUAAAAUUCUCACUCGCGACUACGACGGUGCUCUGUCGGUGUUCACAGAGAUGCAACUGAUGUGUCAGGAGAGAAGCCUGCACCUCCCAGGCACCACCACCCCCGUCGGUGCAUUUAUGGACAUUGUGGCAAAAUGCGAGAUAUCCAGAGUACUCCUGCUGAUGUUGCUGGAGCCCCCGCCUCAGAAGUUGCUACCUGAGCACGCCCAGACGCUGGAGAGAUACGCAUGGGAGUCCUUUGACCCUCACAGUCAAGUGACCUUCCUGCCCGAGAACGUGUUCCUGCUCCUGCAGUCCGUGGUGAUGGCCUGUCAGGAGAAAGACACCGAGUCCCUCAAGUCUCUCCAAACUGAGCUGUGGCCAUUCCUGACAGCUGAGCAGAAUCAUCUCCUCCACCUGGUGGUUCAAGAGCGAAUAACACCGUCUGGUCAAGGCAUUUAGCACAGUCCAUUUCUUACUCACUUCCUCUGGGAACAAUAAUUUAUAUCAUGGAACAUUCUUGCUUCUGACUGGGUCUGUUGUAGGGCCCGAAGAAGGGUUGCUUUCAAGACUUUAGGCGUCGUAACUUGCACUCAGAGAGCACUGUACCCAAAACUAUGCCCUUACUCAGUCAGCUCCAAAAUCAAGCUGCAUUUUCUUGACGUCAUGUACGUUACAGCCUAAUCUGAGCCCCCCGGGCCCCCCCCCAGGCCAAGUCUAUAAAACUGGAUCACGUUGCGUAUUUAUUGUGUAAAUGUCUUGCUGAAUAAAAAGAUACGUGAACCCUC